UCUUGCUUCCAUAUAUAUAUAUAUAUAUAUAUGUGUGUGUGUAUAGUACUCCCAACAAUGGACACUUUACUGAGGAUGUUUCUUGUGCUCGUUUUACUUUCCCACGUGUCAGCAUACAAAGUUUGCCCAAAAUGUGGUAGCAUUGAAGUUCCAUACCCUCUAAGCACCGAUGACAACUGUGGAGACUCUAUGUACAGAGUCUAUUGCAACAAUGGCGUUCUUGAGUUCUUGUCGGGAGGAGGGUUUUACUACAAGAUCCUAAGCAUUAACCCAACUGCUUAUAAGCUUGUCAUAAGCCCGCCGCCAAUACAGAAAGACACGUGUUAUUCUGCUGAUUACACUACUUCGGAGGGAUUAAGGCUGGACGACAACUUGCCCUUCAACAUAUCUACUCAUAACACUGUCAUGCUGCUGAACUGCUCGAAUAACCUUCUCAGGUCGCCUCUGAACUGUUCUUCGAGCAGCUUUUGCCGGCUGUUUGAGGACAAGGUGGAGGAGGCGAGUGGGUGUAGGAAUACCCUUUGCUGCCAUUACUUGAAGGACUCUGCCAUGACUUCGCAUAUGAUUAGGGUCAGGGCCGGAGGGUGCAGUGCUUAUACCUCUGUGGUGGAUCUGAAGCUUGGAGCUUCUAUGGAUUCUUGGAACUAUGGCAUUGAGCUUCAAUGGGUGCCCCCCCAAUAACAAACUUGGAAUGAAAAACGUACGUACGUAGUUGCCAAGCCACAAGGUCUGCUAGUUUUGUAGGUUUUUGCAAAUCUUCGGUGUUUGAUGUGUUGCUCGUUUGUGUACACGUUGCUUGUUUCCACUUGCUCGGCAUGUAUUCCUCAAUUUUCAUGUAUUUUUAAUUCUAAUGUUAUU
This is a messenger RNA of Alnus glutinosa, 858 nucleotides long. RefSeq names its product wall-associated receptor kinase-like 20. The transcript has a single exon. Gene Ontology annotation, molecular function: polysaccharide binding. Lineage: Eukaryota; Viridiplantae; Streptophyta; Magnoliopsida; Fagales; Betulaceae. Bases 31 to 681 code for a protein of 216 amino acids. The record is from RefSeq and is a predicted model, not a curated record.